UGUCAGGGGCCGGAAGAGACUGUGAGAGAUCAUCUGCUCCAGACUCUUUGUCAGAGCAGGUUCACCUAGAGCAGCUCCUACUGGAACACAUUCAGAUGCUGAAGUGAGCCAUCUCCUCUACCAGGCAGCUAUUCUUCACACAGUACUCCUUGAGCAUGUGUCAUGAAGCUUCUGUAGCUCAUGCAAUAAAUGGCUGAGACAGUAGAUACAAUAACAAGAGACGAAGAAGUGAUACAAAGUAACAGUGACAAUGAAGAACCAUUCUCAAAUCAGGAUGUUGUAAUGGCAUCUCCUGGUUGUUCUGCCAGUCCCUCAUUAACCGUCCUUAAUGAAGAUAAGGGAAAUUCAGCAAUGCCAGAAAGACUGUCCAGCCUCUCCAGCAAGGCUUUGGCCCAGGCAAAACUCUUGACUGGCCCAGAGAUGGCUAGCGGUGGCCAGGUACAGAGGAUAACUUCUGGGUUGAUUGAAUAUCAUCAGACAGCUGUAAAUGCAUCAUUAAGUUCCUCAUCCUGCCUAGUGGCAGCCAGUAACCUACAACCUUUGGACUUUGCUUUCUCAUGCUCCACAAGCCUCUCUUAUGAUGUUGAUGGGAGUUUGGAGGUGUUGCAGGUCCCAAGGGUGCCUGGUGACGCUCUGCAAGAUGCCACUUCCCUGCCUGGGAUGGACCUUGGGCCUUCCCACAUGCAGGAGGUAAGCAGUGGUGCCAAAGAUAAUACAGCCCCCUGUAGCCUGGGCCAUAUGAUGUGGAUGAAGACUACAAAAAUAAUGGAAACCUUAGAAAAUAAGAAAAAGGAGGAAAAAGAGAAGUACCGGCUCCAGCUGGCCAUGUACCGACGGCUCCUUCUCUUGCGCUCCAUCAGGAGCUUGCAUAAGCAGCUGGAGCAGCAGCAGGCCAGGUUGCAGGAAUGCUAUGGUAUGGUAAUAAAUACCAAGAAAGAAGUGCUGAAACACGUUCACUCAACCUCGCCCUCACCUUCACCAUAAUCAUGUUGCUGCAUGCAGAACUGAGCUUUGUAAUGCCACCAGACCCAUCACUAAGCUCGCGUGCCGUAGGGCUGGUGUCCUCAGACCCAAGAUUACAUGCCUACGUGUGCCAAGAGCAGAGAGGAAACAGCAGGAGAAUGAAGAAAAAAAAAUAUUAAAAAAGGAGGAAGAAAUAAAGUGUUGGCUCCUAAAUUUGUCUAGAGGAAACUGGAGCAAGAUUGUACCCGUGCAAGAAGCCACCUCAUGCGGGAGCUGAAAUAAGGAUUUGUGGCACAUAGGCUUGUAAAAAGAAAACAAUCCACAACUGGGAACCAAGUAAAGGUGAUCAGAUGCAAUGAUUGUUGCCUGCUGAACAUGUGACAUGGCAAAUGUCCUUUCAACUUUUCAGUACUAAGAGAACUUGAGCAGAAUUAGGGUUUGCCUGUGAUAUCUGUGUCUAGAAAGGUCAGUGUGCUUGAAAUG
Molecule: messenger RNA, 1446 nt
Organism: Pogoniulus pusillus (Red-fronted tinkerbird)
Lineage: Eukaryota; Metazoa; Chordata; Aves; Piciformes; Lybiidae
Product: UPF0500 protein C1orf216 homolog
Exons: 3
Coding region: 190-984 (264 amino acids)
Source: RefSeq, a predicted model, not a curated record